Messenger RNA from Patella vulgata (common limpet), 4637 nucleotides. Its product is annotated as RE1-silencing transcription factor. Gene Ontology annotation, molecular function: DNA-binding transcription factor activity, RNA polymerase II-specific; RNA polymerase II cis-regulatory region sequence-specific DNA binding. Gene Ontology annotation, biological process: regulation of transcription by RNA polymerase II. NCBI's taxonomy places the organism in Eukaryota, Metazoa, Mollusca, Gastropoda, Patellidae. The record is from RefSeq and is a predicted model, not a curated record. Gene Ontology annotation, cellular component: nucleus. The transcript has 8 exons. The coding region runs from base 205 to 4266 and encodes 1353 amino acids.
CCAUGUUUCGCCGCCAUGUAAAUUACAUAUUUUAGCAGUUGUUUUUACAGGUCUUUAGUUGAUUUACAGAGAUAUACGCGAUGGUUCUGCAUAAUAUUAUUAGAUUAUGAAAUUUGUGGUUAAAAGUAGCUUAUAAGCUUAUGGGUAAUGGACGAUUUAAGGCAACUGUACAUCGUGAAGACAUUUUAUUACUGAAGACACAAGAUGGAGUACAUGGACAUACAUAUUUGCGGUGCUUGCCGAACACAGUUUAAUAAUGUGACACACUUCAUAAACCAUAAACAACUUUGCCCUACUCUUAAUAGACUCAAACAAAAUCAAAGGGCAGAUAACCCUGAAUCUCAAAAUGUAGACCAGAACACGCAAGAAAUCGGCAAAUCUACCUACAGCAAUUUGUCGUCGAUUCUCUCACGUGGAACGAGCGUCAACUUACAGACACUACCGUGUUCUACGGUUUUACAUGGAUCUGUCGAUCAACUGGAACGAAAAAAUGUUUCCCAUUCCAACUACGAUAGCGCAGUCAAUUCAUCAACAUUGCUACAAAAUCAGCAGAACUUAAUCAAGUCACGUGAUCAACAAGAGGACCUGGAAACUCUUGAAUCAGUUGGAGAAAGAAAUCAAGAAAUUGAAAACAUCUUACAGAAUGAGAAUCGUGGGCAACAGAUUCAUGAGGAAAGUUUCUCAGGUGAAGCGCAAGAUGUUGAUAGAAAAGAGCAUCUGCAAGGCAUUACCGGUAGUGAAUUUGACAAAUAUCAGCAUAGAAACUCGCAUGCUCAGCCGAUCUACGAACUACAGCCUGAAGCCUCAGCAUCCUCUUCGCAUCAGAGAUUAAAACCGACGUCAUCUCGCAUUACUUAUUACCAGGAUACUAGCGAUCAACAUCUCGAUUCUCAGGUGUCCAGAAACCCCAGAGAGGUUCUGGGAAUAACGACAGAAUUCUCAGAAAGGGAUGGGGAUAUGAUGCCCAAUCAAUUUAAUUCUGUGGAAACCGAGAUUCGGAGAGCUUCCAAAUCUACAAAGAUUUUUCAAGUGUCAAGAUCAAAUUACGACGAAAGUUCGGCUGACUUUUCACAAGGUCAAGCUGAAUAUCCUGAUCAGAAUUUGACGUCGGCAAUAAAUGUUUCCUCAACAAAACAAAAGAUUAAAUCCGCUGCCGACGCUCUGGAUCGUACAUAUCUAGUUCCUGAUCGAAUGUUGUUGGCAGGAGCCAAACAAAUUCGUCUAGCGCAGCAUCACCAGAAACUUCCAGAGAUGACUUUCCCACAGUCAGACGCCAAUAUGGUUUAUCAACCACAAGUCAAAGCAGCUCAAAAUGUAGAACUUAGUAAUUACGGAAAAGGAGCUGAACACAAUCAAGAUCAGUCGGAAAAUUUUACUGCUCAGUAUCAUCAACAGCAGACGUACUAUACUAGUCAAGAUCAACCAGACCAAGCUGUCUAUGCAAAUACUAAUCUUGUUGAAGAUAAAUUAUCCAGUCAGAAUUACGAUCAUCAGUACAUAAGUUCAUAUGGCUUACAGAAAAAUAGCGAGUCAUACGAAUUGGAUCAACGGGGGCGUAACAAAAUGGCCGACAGCACUGGCUCUAUAACAAAGACGUCUGUACCGCUGUCUUCGAGAAGGAAGACCCGAAAUUCUCAAGUGAAAGCCAGCCAGCCACCUCCUGCGAUCGUUAACAUGGAUUUGUUAGGGCAAGCUUUGAGAUCAGAAAAUGUUAAUUUAGAUGACGGUACGUUGACGGCAGAUUUGCCAACAGUUGAAAUGGAGUAUAUGAACACAAACGUUCACUCAUCUUCUAAAAAAGAUGUUUACGUCGACACCGAUCAAAUAAAUAUGUCAAGUUCGUACAAUUUAUAUCCAGUUGAUCCAUCCCAUAAUAUGUCCAUGGCAACCACAUUGAAUGACCCAUGUGACCCUGUUUAUUCAAACCCGAUUGGUCAGUCUAGCAGUGUUUUGACGACAGAUGUAGAGAUGGUACCAGCAUGUAGUAUUCAGCAGAUGGAAGGGGAUAUAACUCCAGAUAAUUCAACUCUGGCUGCUACCAAACCAAAGUAUAUAGUAGUUAAAGAUUCAUCAAAAUCUAAUCAAAAGGGUCGACCAGCCAACACCAAAGGGAAGGGAUCUAACAAACCCAAAUAUUUUGCGUGCGAUUAUAAAGAUUGUUCGUAUCAGACGGGGUAUUUUAAGGAUCUGGAUCGUCAUAUAAGGACCCACACGGGGGAGAAACCCUAUCUUUGUACGUACUGUUCGAAAAGUUUUAAUCGUAGUGAUAAGUUGAAGAUACAUAUCCGAGCCCACACGGGUGAAAAACCCUUCCAGUGUUCUCAAUGUUCAUAUGCAGCUGUAGACAGCAGUAGUUUACGGAAACAUUCACGGACACAUUCAGAUGAAAGACCCUUUAAGUGUCAAAUUUGUUCGUAUGCGAGUAGAAAUUCCAGUCAGCUUGUUGUUCAUCUACGAAUCCACACAGGCGACUCUCCGUUUCAGUGUCCUGUUUGUCACGCAAAGUUUAAAAUCAAUUCUGAUCUGAAACGUCACGCUAGAAUCCACACGGGAGAAAAACCCUUUAAUUGUGAACAGUGUGAUUAUAGGUGUUCUAUAAAAGCGAACUUAAAGACUCAUUUACGGAUCAAUCAUUCCGAGGAAAACAAAAUGACAUGUGACCAUUGUACAUACUCUACGUCAUCUCGUAAAGCGAUGCGUGAACAUAGCAAGACUCACGAUAUGACCAUUGUCUUCGAGUGUGAAACCUGUCGAUAUCAUUGUAACAGCAAGAGUGCGCUUUCAACCCAUAUGAGGAUUCAUAGCGAGGAGCGGCCAUUUAGUUGUGAUUUUUGUUCGUAUAAAUGUAAACAGAUCGGAAAUGUUAAGACUCAUAUCAAGAAAAAGCAUUCUGAAAGAAUAAAACAGUCUAAAUAUUUUUCGCGUUCCGAAAGAAACCAGGAAGCGUCUCCCGGAGAUGAGGAAUGGAGCAAAUCACCAAGUAAAACGAUUGGACGAAACGCUCACAAGUGUAAUAUAUGCACGGCGUCAUUUGUCCGUGAAGAUUCCUUACGGAGUCACACGCGACAGCAUUGUCGUGAUAUCGCUAUGAACUUAGAAAGCACGGCAAUGGCCGUUCUUCAACUGCAGAAUUCGGGACAAUCGUCUAAAAAAUCUAGUGAGUCGAACAGAUCGCCGUCACGAUCAACAAGACACUCGCAUAAAAGUCCCGAGACUAAGACAAUCGGAACAUCCCCUCGUAGAUCUCAUAGUGCUACCCAUAAUGCAUCACAGCAACAGCCAGUCAAGACAUGUGGUCUCCAAGAUAUUGCUGAGGCGGCUGUCCUAAAACUUUCACAAAUUCCACAACAAAAAUCUGAAAUCGUAAACACUGACAACAGACAUCAAGCCAAUGUCACAGGUCAAGGACAGGGUCAAGUUCAAGGUCAAACGGCAAAUCAAGUUCCUGUUAAUUAUAUCACUAAUCAGGAGUCGACACAAAUGGAAGAUUCGAACGUAGAGGUUGCGAGCUUGGUAGACGAACCCACACAUCAAAUCAUAAAUACGCCGUCAGGUCCGCAGUUAAUACCAAUACAGCAGCCUAUCAGAAUGCAACAACAAAAUGUUGCGCAAAAUGUUCAGUAUGUUCCCAUGGACACACAAGGUAUUGUGGGUAAUAAUCCUGAUUGUCAACAAAUGAUAGAAUUGCCGACCGGAGAAAUGGUGAGCAUUAAACAAAUUGUUUCUGGACAAUCUGUGACGCAACUAGCAACCAAUCAGGUUCAAGCUCAACAAGUCAUGCAUUAUCAAGUCGCGACACAGCAGCCCGUGGAACAACGCUACACGGUACAGGUUGUACCACAUCAAACUGUUCAACAGCAAAUACCCAUCAACCUCCUUUCAAGGGAAGUUGGGGGUACAACUGUAGCCGUUCAGCAACCCGCUAAUCAACCACAGAUUCAAAUCAUUCUACCGUAUCAGGCGCUAGAGGGCAGCAUGAAUUCAAACGUUGCUACGAGCCAACCACAAAUAUUGAUACAGGUACAAGAACCGAAUGGAGGCACGACGCGGACAUUUCCCGCUUCUGUACAGGGGGAGAACUAUCUUACUAGUAUGACACAGAGUCAGAUAGGAAAUCAUCACAUGCUGCCAGGUACACAGAGUCAGAUUUUAUCUGAUAGCCGAUUGGCUCCGGUUCAAGUUCAAGAAGUGGUCGUACAGAUGGAGUCGACACCUGGUAGUGAGGAGUUGAACAAGACCGAAGAGUGCCAAUCUGAGGGCAAGUAGAGUUGUCACCCCUGUCAGUUUCGAGGCGAGUGAAGAGCAGAUAAUGUCAGAAUUAAUCGGCAGCUAUAGAGACGAAGGGACAGACAUGAAAUCGGUAUGAUUAUUGACUUAGGUUCGUGGACGUGACGACUUGUCUUGUUGUCAUAGUUUUCGUUAUUUUGAUCUUGUCUAGAUUCUAUUGGUAGAUUAGGUUAACCAGAGCUAUUUAAACCAUUGACAUGUGUGUGGAGAUGGAGAGCGUUUAAUCUAUUGAUGUCCAGCAUUAAAAACAGACAUGAGAGGUCAACGAAUAAAAUAAUCUUGUACAUGUAUAGCAUAAUACAUAUGUAUGUUUGUAUCUCGUGAUGUACAUCACUGUAUUUCAUACUGGU